Messenger RNA from Saccostrea cuccullata (small rock oyster), 1858 nucleotides. Its product is annotated as glucose dehydrogenase [FAD, quinone]-like. Gene Ontology annotation, molecular function: flavin adenine dinucleotide binding; oxidoreductase activity, acting on CH-OH group of donors. Lineage: Eukaryota; Metazoa; Mollusca; Bivalvia; Ostreida; Ostreidae. The transcript is spliced from 11 exons. The record is from RefSeq and is a predicted model, not a curated record. The coding region runs from base 1 to 1839 and encodes 612 amino acids.
AUGAUCCAAAAAGGGGCUAUAAUUGCCUUCAUACUUGGUGUUAUUGUUCUAUACUCUACGAACCACAAGGUUGGAAAACUGGAACUUAUCUCAUUCAACUCUUCAUACGAUUACAUAAUCUUAGGAGCUGGAUCGGCCGGGUGUGUCCUCGCAAACAGACUUUCAGAAAAUCCAGAAUCCUCGGUACUUAUCCUGGAAGCUGGGGGUUCCGAAGAUGAAAAUGCAGAUAUAAGUGUUCCUAUCUCUUCUGCAUUUGUUCAGCUAUCAAAACAGGACUGGAUGUUCCGAACUGCACCACAGAAGAAAGCAUGUUUGGCAAUGCGUGACAGGAAGUCUGCCUGGCCACGAGGAAAGGUUCUUGGCGGUAGUAGUAACUUAAAUUAUAUGCAAUAUGUCCGCGGCAGUCGCCAUGACUACGAUGGCUGGGCCAAGGAGGGGUGUAAAGGAUGGAGCUAUAAAGAUGUUCUUCCGUAUUUUAUUAAAUCCGAGGAUAUAAAAAUUCCAGAACUUAUGAAUUCAGCAUACCAUGGAAGAGGGGGAUAUUUGUCCGUUACUGACGCGACUGCCACACCCCUUGGUAGAAAUGUGUAUGCACGUGCAAUGGAAGAGCUUGGUCACUCUAUUACAGACUGUAAUGGAAAAUCACAAAUAGGUUACUGUGCGUCUCAAGAAAAUGUUGGAAAUGGAGAACGUUGGAGCACCGUCAAGGCCUUUCUAAGACCUGCCAUGGAACGCCAAAACCUGCAUGUCUCUAUAAACUCUUAUGUUACCAAGGUAAGAUUAAAAAAUAAGAGGGCAGUUGGAGUAUCCUUUGUUCGAGAUAACAGGAAGUACGUCAUAAUGGCGAACAAGGAGGUGAUUGUCUCAGCAGGUUCAGUGCAGUCACCCCAGAUCUUGAUGUUGUCUGGAAUAGGACCAAAGGAACAUCUCACAUCCAUGGGGAUCCCAGUGGUCGCCGAUCUGCCAGUAGGAGAAAAUUUACAGGAUCACUUGAAGACGUUCUUAGACUUCCAUGACAACACCACCAGUUCUGCCUCCAGAACUAAGAUAAUGUCACCCCUAUCACAGAUGCAGUACAAGGCAUUUAAGUCAGGAAUAAUGAGCAGGCCUCAUACGGAGGGAACCGCAUUUCUCACGGAGGAUGAAAACCUUCCGCCGCAUAUUGAGCUUCAUUUCUUCAGCUUUAUGUAUGAGCCCGAGCUCACCGACCUGUUCUUAGACAUGCUUAAUAUAGAUAGAAAGCUAAAGGAAGGAAAACAGCGGGAGUUUCAAAGAAACAAAGACCGAAACAUUGGAACAUUUAGUGUACUCCCGGUUCUUCUUCAUCCCAAAAGUCGGGGGACCAUCCGCCUUCAGAGUAAUGAUCCUUUUGAUCCGCCACUCAUUGACCCAAACUAUCUCGACCACCCGGAUGAUAUCAAAACAUUCUUAAAAGGCGUUCGAGAGAUUAUAAAAUUGGGGGACACUGUAGCUUUCAAGUCAAUUGGUGCCUCAUCCCAGGAUCCACUUGAGACGUACCUACCUCAGUGUGACGAUCUUUCUCCUGGAUCAGACGAGUAUUGGAUCUGUAGACUGAGGCAUAUAACGUACACAGUAUAUCAUCCAACGUCCACUUGUCGAAUGGGAGCAAAGGAUGACCCGACAGCAGUUGUAGAUCAUGAACUUAAGGUGAAGGGGGUUCAAGGUCUACGAGUGGUGGAUGCGUCCGUCAUGCGCAAUGUACCCUCGGGAAAUACAAAUGCUCCAACAAUCAUGAUUGCAGAAAAAGCUGCGGAUAUGAUAAGAAAUAUAGACAGCGUGAAAUUCAUUAGAGAAAAAACAGAUAAAUUGCAAUACUGACAAUUAGUACCAUGUAGUU